AUGACAAUUACAAAUGAGCAAACCACUACAACAAGUGGGAAAGUAAUUGACUUGGGAGAAAGAGAAACGACGACUGUUGUCAACAUAUUAGGACUUUCUCUUGUAAAUAUACUACAAGAUAUCAGAAAUAGUCAAGAAACAUGUACAUCAUCCUCAGAAACAGCAACAUUUUUAACUCAACGCAGUCUUGAUGAUAAAGAUGGACUAUAUAUUCACUGCCUGAUGACUGGAUUUAUGGCGGUUUAUCUAACAUUCAUUGAACUUGUUCUGUCAGACUCAUUUCAUGAUUUCAUGCGACUAUUUUCACCGUAUGAUUCCUUGUUAAGCACGCCAUUUGUAUGGUACUACUAUAAACAUCAUGUUUCACUACUAUGUCACCUACGCAUACAACUUGAUCAUCUUGAUAUAUCAAUCACUAGCAUUGACACCAUCAUUUCCAAAUUUUAUACCCACUACUUUUUAGAAACAUCAGCCCAGAAGCAUCAAAAGGAUCAUGGUCAAUAUUAUACACCCAAACCAGUCAUUCAGUUCAUGUGGGAGAAGGUAAUUGCGUCAAGGCCUCUUUUAGUACACUACGGUAUACCACGCAUCUUUGAUCCAUGUCUUGGAAUAGGCUCCUUUUUAUGUGAAUACAUUCAUCGAUUGAUUGAGCAGUGUAGACGAGAUGUAUGGAAUGACGCUGAGCGCCUUGCCAAGCUGUUGACACAAGAUAUUCCUGAAAGCAUAUGGGGAGUAGAGAUUGAUCCGUUUACAUAUCAUUUAUGCAAAUUGAACAUGAUGGUUCACUUGUUUCCUAUUUAUCAAAGAUUAAAUGAACUCCAAUUAAGCUUACCGUCACAUUCAAUAAAUCGAUUGAGAUUAUUUUGUAAUGACACGCUCACGUUGCGAUGCGAUGACGGUAACCAAGAUGCUUUUGAAAAGGACUGCCUCAAUCUAUUACGUGAUCCUUCAAAGCUAAAGUUUCAUUAUAUCGUCACAAACCCACCCUACAUGAUCAGAAAGACCGGAUUCAUCACUCAACCCGACCCUACGCUCUAUGAUCUGCAAACACUCGGAGGAAGAGGUACUCAAGCUUAUGUAUAUUUUAUGUGGGCUGCUCUUCAACGAAUUGAUGAUCAGCUUGGUCAAGUCUGUCUGAUCACACCCAGUCAAUGGACCAUACUCGAGUUUGCCCAGCACUUCCGAGAAUGGAUCUUGAUGAAUUGUAAGCUGCUAGACAUGUAUGAAUUUGAACCUUAUAAAAUCUGGCCCAAGGUACAAACAGAUUCACUCAUUUUCCGUAUUUGCAAACGUACAUCGAUACUGGAUCAUUUUGAAUAUACACUCUAUCUUCGAAACAAGGCUCGAAAUACACCACUUGCUGACCUGUUGCAACAGUAUCGCGAUUUCAAUCCUCUGACAAACUGUAACCCCCAGCUUCAGUUCCGAUACAGCUUUUGUUUAAAGAGUUGUAAGGGUAUGGCUUCCUUUGCGUUCAUUCUUCCAACCACCUCCUGUCUGGACGAGCUUAACAGGCUUACUGGUCAUUUGCCACGGUUAUGUGAUGGAGAAGGCAAGAGAGAUGGUCAAGCGCCUCUCGUUUGGCAUCGAGGGCCUAAUACAAACCCUGUUUAUGCUCUUGUGGUCAGAACUGCAUGGGCACGACACAAAUUUGGAGAUAAAGUGUGUCAGCAGUGGUUAAAGCCUUGCUUUUACUGGAAUGGUAAGUCAGGGUAUGCGUCUACUGGAGGCGGUAAAGAAGGAGAAUUUUGGAAAACAAGGGAUCCACUUCGACUCAUCAAAAAGGAAGCCUCAGCAGCCGAAGCGUACUGGCCAUACCGCUCAUAUGACGAAAAGGAGUCAUUUUAUUCUCUCAUCAUGAUCAAUAGAGAAGACGCUGACUACUUGCGAGCACAGAGCACAGAGGACGAGAGUUAUGCUGUGCUCUAUAAUUACUUACACGAAGCUCGUCUUUCAUUGCAGGCCAACAAGAACGAUAAAGAUAUUGUGUAUUGUCAGUACAGCAAGUGUGGGACAGAAUAUCCUGUAAAGAUCGUUCAUCCUAUCAACUGUGGUUAUUAUUCACGUACGCAGCCUCGUCAAAGAUUUUUUAUAGACACGACACAGAUAGCCGUGACGAACCAGUGUAUUUAUUUUACGAUUCAACCCUCGACUCCUUGGCAAGACUAUGAUUACUUUUGCGGCAUCUUGAAUUGUACUCUCUUGCAGUACUUUACCAAAGUGUACUGCAGUUAUGAUCAGCAAGGUCGAAUGCGGUUCUUUGGACGGUCUAUGGCCACUAUACCAUUUGCUCCACCUCCUUCUGCUCGAUUCAUGCAUGAGCUUGCUCUCUUUGUACAGUCCGUCACAUUCAUUCGCACAUGGUUGUACACAUUUAUUCGACAUACACACAGUGGACAACGACUGAUGGAACGUGUAAGAAGCUACGAGUGGCGCCUUGAUGAAGCUGACAAGGCGGCGUUAAGCCAUUACGAUACGCUUGACAUACGACCCGAUGCUGAUCUAGCAAGUUUUUCGUGCUGGCAAAGUAUACAAUGGAUCGAUGAUUUUGUACAGAGGAAACGAGGCGAUGCGUUCCACUGUUUUGUCGUUUUGUUGAAAAUUGCAUCUUUAUUUCAGUUUGCGAUUGAUCAGAUGGCCUAUUAUGCAUACGGUAUUCCUCUUCAUCUGCAGUUGGAAGUAGAAAAGGAGUUACAGUUGAUCAGCCAACGUAGAGAAUGGUCAAUGCAGAUUAGGGAACAGGAAUAUAAUGAAGAAAAUUGGAGUAGUUUGAUCAUAAACACAGCAAAAUCCCUGGUGGAUUAG
This is a messenger RNA of Rhizopus microsporus ATCC 52813, 2805 nucleotides long. RefSeq lists its product as uncharacterized. Lineage: Eukaryota; Fungi; Mucoromycota; Mucoromycetes; Mucorales; Rhizopodaceae. The record is from RefSeq and is a predicted model, not a curated record. Gene Ontology annotation, molecular function: DNA binding; N-methyltransferase activity. The transcript is spliced from 3 exons. The coding region runs from base 1 to 2805 and encodes 934 amino acids.